This is a messenger RNA of Mesorhabditis spiculigera, 726 nucleotides long. The record is from the annotation of a GenBank genome assembly. Lineage: Eukaryota; Metazoa; Nematoda; Chromadorea; Rhabditida; Rhabditidae.
AUGGUGUUGUUGCUGCUCGAAGAAAUGCGAGAAAAAGGAAAUUCCGAAGCAUGGGAAUGUUCCCCGGAAUUCCACUAUUCCUGGCGAACUCCCUUUUCCCGCCUUCGACAGCACUCUCUCUUUUUUCAACAACGUCUGAAGGAGCAGGUACCGAAUUGGCAAGACCUCCUCAACCUGGCAGCCUCUUCAACUACUGAUACCUUGACCCCAUUGGCCGAUGGACUGCUGAAAAUAGUUUCACCUGGAAGGGCAGGUGCCCAUAAUUCGGGAGUCGCCAUUUCUGAUGACCAACCCGGGCCCUCGGGCCAAUCAGCCGAGAAAGCACCUGGCAUCUAUGCGCAUAUUCUGGCGGAGAGCCCGGUCAGGAAACUGACCUAUUCCGCUUGCUCGCCAACCCGAAAUCGCUACGGCAGGGUCUACGUUUCCGGUCGGCCGUUGAUAAUGAAGGAUCGCCUGAAAAUCGUGGAGUUGCAUAAGAAGGGUUAUAAGAAGAUCAACAUCGCCAAAGAGCUCGGCGUGACCCAUAGCUGCGUCAGUAAGGUUUUGAGAAGAUACCUCGAAACUGGGAGCUGUGAAGCUAAAAAUGUAAAAAUAAAGAGGAAAAGGACACCAGAAGCUGAUCCAGCAGAAGCCAAACCGGAAACUGCCCCGAAGCGCGUGCUGCGCUCGUUUACUAUUGAAAAUUUACUAUCUACUGAAACCCAUCAUAUCGUCUAUACCUCCAAA